AUGAUCCGCUUGUGUGGCCAUGUUACAUUCCGGUUCGUCCCCGGCAACAUUCAUGGCGAUGCUGUCAAACUCGCCAACCAACCAUUUCACCCUGAUUCAGAUUGGAUCACUUCUCUUCGUCGGAUCUCGAGUAGAAAUAACGAGAAAGACUUCGGCGAGAAACUGGUAGUUGUACUUUCCACAAACAUCUUACAUGCAUACUUCGAAUACUUCAGAGAUAAGCUCACGUUCAACGGGUCUGAACCGGCCAAGAGAAAGUCUGACCUCUGUCAUUUCAAAAAUGUUACGCCGGGCUAUUGUCGCAUCAAAGAUGGCAACGGACGGGAAAUUGGAAGCCCGAUUCUCAUUAUGGCUUCCUUGGGAAAGCACCUCAAGCUGCCAGACCAAGCCUCAAAAACGAGGGUGCGAUUCCCAAUACAUGCAAAGAUGGUAUACUUCAUAGCUUGUCUACUGUUGGUCACGGCAUACGUUGUGUCUAUUGUUAUCUACAGGUUAUUCUUCAGCCCUCUGGCUCGUUUUCCUGGGCCGAAAUUGGCCGCUCUCACAUUCGGCUACGAGUUCUAUUACGACUUUUUCAAAGAUGGGGGUGGUCGAUACUGGGCUGAGAUCAACCGCAUGCAUGAUGUAUCAGGCCCCACAGUGCGUAUAAACCCAUGGGAAGUGCACAUUCGGGAUCCAGAGUUCGCCGAAGCCUUCAAAAUCUCGAGAAAGACGUCCCGGCCGUGGUGGUAUUACCGGUCCAAUGGUCCGCCGAACAGUGUCCUACAAGCCGGCCCUCAUGAGCUACAUCGGAUGCGCCGCGAGGCUAUCCUGCCCGUGUUCGCCACCCCUCUGGUCAUGUCUCGCGAACACUUAUACGAGGCGCUGGUCCAAAGAUUACUCGCGAGAUUCCGCGCUGCCAAGGGCACCGGCGCCGUAUUGACCUGUGAAUCAAUCCCCUUCCCUCCCAAUUUCCCUAUACCUCUACUUCCCCAUCUGGGUCAUGCUUUUCGAUGCCUCGCCAUCGAUCUGACGUGCACCACGAACCUCGGCUACGACUUUGGGUUCGUCGACGUCGAGGACUUUGAAAAUGACAUGUUCAAGAUUGCGAGGACUUUGGGUCGCAUGAACAUGAUCAGCCGUCACAUCGGACACUGGUUCUUUGCCGUAAUGCGAGCACCUGCGCGCUGGGCCAAGCGCGCAGAGCCUGUCAGUCCUGGAAUGAUUCGUGUUCUACGAUUCCGGAACAUGAUCGAUCAGGCCGUCACAGAUCAGUAUCGCGCUGCAACGACCAAUACAACAAAUGUACGCGAAAAGACUGUUAGUAGCGCCGGCAGCGGUAAUGAUAGCUUCAAAUCCACCGUCCAGCACAUUCUCGCCUCAAAUCUCCCAGCCCACGAAAAAGAGUUGACGCGCGUGGUAAACGAGGUCUGGCUCUGCAUCAACGCGGGCAUCGACACAGAAGGCCAAGCCAUCGCCUUUGCGACCUUUAUGCUCCUAAGCCACCCCAACGAGCUCGCACGGCUCCGCAAAGAGCUAGCAGGAUGCGAAAAGAGACUCGGCAGACUCCCCACGUACCAAGAGCUCAAGGAGCUAAACUACCUACACGCAGUCGUCCAGGAGUCGUUCCGUCUAAACCACCCCAUCGCUGGCCGCUUGCCCAGAACUGACCCGGACAAUGAGAUUCAGUACGGGGACGUGGUGAUACCCCGGGGCGUCACCGUUUCCGUUUCCACGUACGAUAUCUACCUUGACGCCAACAUCUUUCCGGAUCCGCACAGAUUCGAGCCCGGACGUUGGCUUGACCCGAGUGAGAGGAAGCGCCUUCGGAAGUACGUCAACAACUACGGCCGCGGGACCCGCAGCUGCGUGGGGAUGGACGUGGCCAAUAUGGGCAUCUAUCUGACUCUGGGACGUAUCUUCGCUCCGUCAGCUGGCUUCGAGCUAGCGUUGCAUGAUACGCUGUAUGAGCGCGAUGUCGCCUUUGAUGCCGACUUUUUCGGGGCGUUUCCCAAGAGUGGUUCGAACCACAUCAAGGCAAUUGUAGUCUAG
This is a messenger RNA of Colletotrichum lupini, 2031 nucleotides long. Its product is annotated as cytochrome P450. The transcript is spliced from 10 exons. Lineage: Eukaryota; Fungi; Ascomycota; Sordariomycetes; Glomerellales; Glomerellaceae. The coding region runs from base 1 to 2031 and encodes 676 amino acids. The record is from RefSeq and is a predicted model, not a curated record. Gene Ontology annotation, molecular function: heme binding; monooxygenase activity; oxidoreductase activity, acting on paired donors, with incorporation or reduction of molecular oxygen.